AGCGAAAAGCUAAGCUUUGGUACUCGCUCGGUUUCUUUUGUUGCUCCAUUUUCCGCCAUGGACGCCGGCCGUGUGAGCUUCGGGUUUGUUCUGUGCGUGGCUUUUGCCUUAAGCGGCGUCGUUUUCUCCACCGCCGAGCUUCACCGCCUCCUCCAUCCGCCCAAAGACGACGGCUCUCUCGCCCUUCUCGUCGUCGGAGACUGGGGAAGAAGAGGAGCUUACAACCAAUCUCAAGUCGCAGUUCAGAUGGGGAUCAUUGGAGAAAAAUUGGAGGUCGAUUUUGUAAUUUCCACUGGCGAUAACUUUUACAAGAAUGGACUGAAGGGUACCGAUGAUCCAGCAUUUGAAGAGUCAUUUUCCAAAAUAUACACUGCACCAAGCUUGCAAAAGGAGUGGUACACAGUUUUGGGCAACCAUGAUUAUAGAGGAGACGUUGAAGCUCAAUUGAGUCCAAUUAUAAGAAAACUGGACAAUAGAUGGAUUUGCUUGAGAUCUUUUAUUGUCGAUACAGAAAUUGUGGAGUUCUUCUUUGUGGACACAACCCCCUUGGUGAACAAGUAUUUUAUACACCCUGAGGACGCAGUCUAUGAUUGGAAGGGUAUUUUGCCUAGGCAAAAUUACCUUUCUAGCCUUCUCAAGGAUGUGGAUUCAGCACUAAAGGAUUCAAAUGCAAAAUGGAAGAUUGUUGUGGGACAUCACACAAUCAAAAGUGCUGGACAACAUGGUGAUACUCAAGAGCUACUCCACCAACUUCUUCCCAUUCUUGAGGAAAAUAAAGUGGAUUUCUAUAUUAAUGGGCAUGACCACUGCUUGCAACACAUAAGCAGCAUUAACAGCCCACUGCAAUUUUUCACAAGUGGGGGAGGAUCAAAGGCAUGGAGAGAUGACAUAAAUUGGAUGGAUCCAAAGGAGCUGAAGUUCUACUAUGACGGGCAAGGGUUUAUGUCACUGGAAAUCACUGAAUCACAAGCAAAAUUUGUCUUCUUUGACGUCUUUGGCAAUGUCUUGCACCAGUGGACCUCUUCCAACCAACUUCUUCACUCUUCCAUUUGAACACAACAUAUUCUUAAUUCUCUCCCCCAAUUAUUAGUAUAUAUAUGUGUUACCCUAUCCAUGUAUUUAUGACCUUUUUAUAAUGGGUAUAUGCAAUUUAAAUUUUAUGUUUAUUCUUUUUA
Messenger RNA from Momordica charantia (bitter melon), 1175 nucleotides. RefSeq names its product purple acid phosphatase 3 (gene PAP3). Lineage: Eukaryota; Viridiplantae; Streptophyta; Magnoliopsida; Cucurbitales; Cucurbitaceae. The record is from RefSeq and is a predicted model, not a curated record. Gene Ontology annotation, molecular function: acid phosphatase activity.